This is a messenger RNA of Auxenochlorella protothecoides, 597 nucleotides long. RefSeq lists its product as hypothetical. The transcript is spliced from 2 exons. NCBI's taxonomy places the organism in Eukaryota, Viridiplantae, Chlorophyta, Trebouxiophyceae, Chlorellales, Chlorellaceae. The record is from RefSeq and is a predicted model, not a curated record. The coding region runs from base 1 to 597 and encodes 198 amino acids.
AUGUACGACCACAAGCGCCAUAUCACUUCCACACCAUUAUGCUUCGCAGGUCUUCGGAUCCACAUCAAGGCGACACCCGGCUCCGGUUCGCGCGUCGAGAUCGCAGCUACCGGCGCCAGCGGUCGUGUGAACGAUCUCUGGACCAUCCUCCAAAUCAGCACCGUCGACAUCCUUCCCACCGGCGCCCACGCCGACCUCCUGGCCUCCACAUUCCCCAUCCCCGCGUCGGCCUGGGGGUGUGCCACCUCCUUCCUGACCCUGCACGCGCCCAGUGGCAAUGGCACGGGAGUGGAAGGGUGGGAGGACUCCAACCCCGACCCUGCUGCCUGGGCAGAGGAGGUCAUCCGGAGGACCGGCUGCCCUGCACCCCCUCACCUGGUCUCUACCCGACUGCUGGCAGAGGAGGAGGACGUCACCGGCGGGGGCUGCCGGCCCCGCCUUCUGGCGUUCCCCUGCUCCUUCGCCGCCGGGUCGCGGCCGACCUCCAGCCAGCCCGUUGCGUGCGCCCUCGCCAGCGCAGGCGACGUCCCCGCGCCCCCUCAAGCCAGGGUCCCCAGGCAGGCCCUCGCCAGGAUCUGGCCCAACCCCUUCUGGUGA